UGACAUCAUCAGUUUAGGCGUGCUUUUACAAAAUGGCAUCGGGAGGAUGACAUCACCUAUUCCUGUUUGGGCAUGUUAUUUUUCAAAAUGGCGUCUGCCUUAUUACAUCUUUAUGUGCUUCCGCUUAGGCGAACGAAUACAUUUUUCUGUGGACCAAUCAGAUUCUCUGAAUAAUGGACCAACCGCCUCUUAGCCAAUCAGCAUUCAGAUGAAAUAAAGAGUUCCUACCUGAUAUAGAGUUGUCACGAGAAACGUUCAGCAUUUCUUUCCCUGCUCUCGCCUUGAGUGUACGCACAUUUUUUGCUUGGACGAUCCUUGUUAUUUUCUUCAUCGGACUUUUAUCUGUUUCUUCUCCGCUUCGAAUAUGGAUCAGCUAGGAAACAACAACGCUGCAGAGAUGGAAAAUCUAUUGGAGAAAGAAUCCAUGCCUUUGAAUGAUAAAGUGUUGAGCCAUGAUGUUCCAAGAGAAUCAGAUAGCUCUUGUGCCAAAAGAAAAGCAGAAGAAACAUCCCAUUUCGAGAAAAAACGCAAAGGACUCUUUACCGAAGAGGCUAUUCCAAAGGAACUCACUCACAUGGGAAACAAUGUCUUUGUGGGACCCAGCAUUUACAAGGGAAAAGUGACUGUGCACAUCCGAGAGUAUGCUAAAUAUGGUAAAGCUUACUAUCCGACAAGACGAGGAGUAAACUUUGAGCCAUGGUGUUUGAAUGUUCUCGUAACCAUCAUGACAGUGGAGGAACCAGACCUGCUGACACUCAAUUUGGAAUUGCCCAAGAACAUUGUAGUUACAUAUAAAGAUGACUACUUCACUUUGACUCAACUCUCUUCGACAGGAGAGACAAAAUGUAGCCUCAGCAUUACGACUGCGCAGUGGGAAGAACUGCUAACAAACUUUAGCCGUAUCAGUGACAUUGUCACCAACCUCGUUUAUCAAAGCAUGAACUUUUGUGAAGCUUAUGAAAGCGUAUCCGACGAACCUAUUAGUGAGGAAACUCUUCCAGAAUCCUUCUAUCUUUCUAUGGGAAAAGCAUGCCUUCAAACUGAAGCAAGGAGAAGAGCUUCUUCAGCAGCAAGGAGAACUAAAACAUCCCAAGCUCAUAGACUGUGAAGAACUCGCUGUUCAUAAAACAGAAACUGUGAAUUCACUUGCUGUGAGAUUACAUCCUAUAGACAUUGCCAGAUAAUUUUAUGGAAAUAUUUGGGGUGAAGAACCCUAUUUAAUGUUAUUGAAACCUGCUCACUAUAUCACCAAGGACUUUUUAAAAUCUGUAUGUUUAACUGAUGUAUUAAACGAAGUAAGAGAAACUUUUAACAAACUUAGAACAGUAUGGUGCCUUUGGUACUGAA
This is a messenger RNA of Stegodyphus dumicola, 1347 nucleotides long. RefSeq lists its product as uncharacterized. Gene Ontology annotation, molecular function: DNA binding. Gene Ontology annotation, biological process: regulation of DNA-templated transcription. NCBI's taxonomy places the organism in Eukaryota, Metazoa, Arthropoda, Arachnida, Araneae, Eresidae. The record is from RefSeq and is a predicted model, not a curated record.